AUGUUACCAUCUUACACAGGCUCAAUGAGCAUUGAUUCGAACGAUGCCAGCGACUCCUUAUCAAUUGGCGACGCUGGCUCCAGUCAAGACAUAGGAGUCCAAUUGGCAUCCUUGACCGGAUUAUCUACCAUUACUGUUGGAGAAAUUCUGGAGAAAUACCAGAAUAACGUUGAUCUAUUAAAACACAUCCUCAUCGCAAAAACCCAAGAAGACAAAAGACGUACUGCUGAAGAGAUUAGACUUGCUGAAGAAGCACGACUACAGAAUAAAUACCUUGAUUUCGAAUUAAAUCAUCACAGACGGUCCAGGAGUGAGCCGUCCUUCUCCCAGGAUUUGCAUCAUGAGCCAUCAGCAGAUCCUCUGAUGUUACCAAACACAAGUGACAUUGAUACCAGCUGGUUAUCAUCCUUACAAGCCGGGAGUGAUAUCUCUGCGAUGUCUCCAUUUGCAACUGGCUCUAGUCUACAUGACUUUAACAGCCCUCCAUCACCAUCACAGUCAAUUAUUCUACCUUCUCCUUAUAUGUCCUUCGAUGUACCAUUUUCCAACCUUUCGCUCUCUGUUGCAUCAUCCCCUGAGCCAAUUGAACUUGCCCAGAGUCUGACAAUGUCUCCAAAGGCAUCUGAGUCUCAAGCAUCAUCCCCCGGAUCAUCGUCCCUCUCUAAAACAAGGUAUAAGAGAAGAUCGUUCACCGAAACUUUGCGCCCAGAGGGUCGAAACAAACUGUCUGGAAAAUCUAUAAGAAAAUCCAGAAAGAGUAUAACCCCCCCUCUUGAGGAGGAGGAGGAAAACAAAGCUAAAGACAAGCAAGAUAAUGAAGAAGUAUCUCCACAGUCACUGGAUCACAAUACUGUUAUGGAGGCCCUUCGUGCAAAGCUGCGCCGGUCAUCACAGAACCAGAAAUCAUCCAAAGAACGUACCCCACCAGCCUCCAGUACCAGUGUACUUUUCCUUGACUUGCACAGCCGACGAAAGACGUUUCCUGGACGUAGAAACCAAUCUUAG
Molecule: messenger RNA, 1005 nt
Organism: Phycomyces blakesleeanus NRRL 1555(-)
Lineage: Eukaryota; Fungi; Mucoromycota; Mucoromycetes; Mucorales; Phycomycetaceae
Exons: 3
Coding region: 1-1005 (334 amino acids)
Source: RefSeq, a predicted model, not a curated record